GUUCUUGUGUCCGGAAUGGCAUCCACCACUUCCCGCUCGGAUAGCACACGUGAGAUUCAAUGGGUCCUCGCCUUGAUUCAUAAUGUUGUUAAAUACUCGCGUUUGUUGGGGUUGCAGAUGAAGACUUGCUAGGUCCCCUCAACCACUCAGAGGCUACUGUCUGGGGUUCCCAGAAAUUCGACUCAUUGUAACCACUGGAUCUAACAGGACUAUUGCGCAAUUACGAAAAUUCCAAGGCAUAUAUACAUGGUGACCCGCGAUGGCCGACACCGCAUUAUCAUGUCCAAAUAAUAAGGAAAACCCUACCGCUGCUAAGAAUGGACCAGUGCUCGGCGGUUCACCCAAUGCCGAGGCUGUCACAGACCCUAAGGUUUAUGAUACCGCCUUGACAAAAAAGAUCACCCGCAAGCUAGACAUAGCUUUGCUUCCUCUUCUCGGCAUAAUGUACCUUCUCGCUUUCCUGGAUCGUACCAAUAUCGCAACAGCAAAGCUCAAUGGCUUCGAGGCAGACCUGGCCAUGCCUUCCAAUGGGUACAACACAGCACUUUGGGUUUUCUAUCUCCCGUUCGUUGUCCUUGAAGUACCAUGUAACCUUUUUCUUAGUUGGGGUAUGGUUCGACCAUCACUCUGGCUAGGAGGAAUUGUCUUCGUGCUCGGGAUCGCUUCGACGUGCCAGGGCCUAACUCGAUCUCCGGGUGGUUUGUAUGCUUGUAGAGCAUUAAUGGGCGUGGUAGAGGCUGGCGUCCAGCCCGGUGCUGCGCUCCUCAUGGGACAGUACUAUAGACGUUCAGAGUUCGCACCAAGGUUCUCCUUUUUUAUCUGCUGUGCCUUGCUAGGCAACACGUUUAGUGCUUUCCUCGCUUAUGCAAUUGGCAACAUGGACGGUGUGCAUGGUCUUGAGGGCUGGCGAUGGAUAUUCAUACUCGAGGGAGUCGUGACAGGAUGCUUCGGUGCCGUACUAGCAAUGUUCACACCUGACUGGCCCGAAAAGGCUCACUUUCUCGAUCCGCAUGAGCGCGAGAGUUUCUUGAACCGACUCAAGAUCGAGCGCGGGCAAGAGAAAUCGAAUAUGCAGAACGUGGAGUGGAUUAAGUGUAUACUCAACUGGAAGACUUGGGCAGUAACAUUCAUUUAUUUCUGCAGCGACAUGAGUGCCGCCUCGACCGUUUCGUUUUCACCAACCAUUCUCUCUCAACUGGGAUAUACCGGCAAUAGAGCUAACGUGAUGUUAAUACCAAUCUACCUCGUUGGCGCCUUCAUAAUGGUGGCGUCGGGUUGGAUUGCAGGCCGUCUGAACAAUCGUUCAAUUGUCAUUGCUUUUGGUGCUGCCAUUUCCAUUGUCGGCUGGUCUAUCCAACGGGCUCAAGUACAACCAGCUGGUGUACGCUAUUUCGGUCUCUAUAUGAUUUACUGGGGUGCCAACAUUCAGAUGCCGAAUUGCGUUGCUUGGUUCCACAGCAAUGUCAUCGGUAGGCCCGAAAACGCUGUUGGCAUGGCCAUCAUUGCUGGUUUUGGAAAUGCAUGCAACUUUGUCUCGUCCAACGUUUUCAUUACCUCAGAAGCACCCCGAUAUCCUACUGCUUUUUCAGUAGGUUUAGCCAUCCAGUCAGUGGGACUGAUCUCAUGUAUCGCACUUACGACAUUCCUUCACGUCUUAAACACGAGGACUGGGACGAAGACGUAUUAUCUGUAG
This is a messenger RNA of Truncatella angustata, 1693 nucleotides long. RefSeq names its product major facilitator superfamily domain-containing protein. NCBI's taxonomy places the organism in Eukaryota, Fungi, Ascomycota, Sordariomycetes, Amphisphaeriales, Sporocadaceae. Gene Ontology annotation, cellular component: membrane. Gene Ontology annotation, molecular function: transmembrane transporter activity. Bases 260 to 1693 code for a protein of 477 amino acids. The transcript is spliced from 4 exons. Gene Ontology annotation, biological process: transmembrane transport. The record is from RefSeq and is a predicted model, not a curated record.